UAGUGCUGACAGCUCUUGUAUCUCUUAGAGCUUGAGAGUUAUCUACCCUGCUAUGGGAAAGUGGAUACAAGAGCUAUCCUACUGACACCGGCUGAAAAAAGUUUGUAGUCUAUUCAUUAGUUAACUUUGUCGUGCCGAUAUGCAAGGAUUUCUUCAUUGUCGCUGGAUUCUCUCCUUUCAGUGCAGUAGAAUACCGAUGGGCCUUUUGAGAAUCUGCCGAGUAUGGACAUGGGAUACUUCGCUGUUAACACACAUUCGCACCACUCGUGAGUACUCCUCUGCUGGCCUCUACACAGAAGAUUCAUUCUGUUUAUCGAAAAACCAGCACAGGUUUUGCCUCCAGCAAAAAAGAAUACUUCAUGGAUUGUCUACUCAAUCAGUAUUGCAAGUGGGGUCGAAAGCUGGGUGUUUGAGAUAUUUUGUUUCUUCAACUUCGUGUUUAACUUUUUGUGAGAAAAAGACGCUAAAGAGAUUCCAGGAUUAUCGAGGGAGGCAUUCACUGACAAGGACGGUUGAUUCUGGCAUAAGACCAGCACAGCAACUGAUCAGAACAAAGUCAGGAAAGUCUGUACACAAUGACAACGAGGAUGAUGAAGAGCUUGCAGAUGAUGACUAUGAUGCUCCAACAACCUUCAGAAAAAUUACCAUCCAUGUGAAGUCUUUGCGUGCUGAUUCAGUUGUCAGCUCAGCUCUGGAUGUAUCUAGAAACAAAGUAGAUGAGUUAUUCUACUCAAGCCGUCUAAGGCUGAAUGGACAAACCUUAUUAAAAAAGAGCAAACAGAUAGAUGAAGGGGACUUUGUAGAUUUGGUCUUGGAGCGGUCAACACAGAAUGAGGGUGAGAUAAUGGUGAAACGAGUGAAGGUCAUUGGUGUUUCAGAAGAAAGGACAAAUAAAGACAAAGUGGCUGUCACUGUCAAAGUAUGGAAAGGAGCAUUUCCUAUCAAAGAUGAAACUAAGACCCAGUGGUAAUAAAAGACUUACAAUUUUUGUAGACAAGCAUUUGUAAAGCUAUAUUAGAAUAUCACAGCAUGAUUUCUGAAAUAACACUUUGUUGUCUUGCAGUCAGACAUAUAAAUAUUCUCAGUCUAACUUGAGUGUCACAACCUGCAAACUCAAAGAUAAAACUAUAUCAUUACUCAUGAUUUUGUCAAUUAAAAAAAUAUGUAAAAUA
Messenger RNA from Pomacea canaliculata, 1172 nucleotides. RefSeq lists its product as uncharacterized. Bases 140 to 970 code for a protein of 276 amino acids. The record is from RefSeq and is a predicted model, not a curated record. The transcript is spliced from 4 exons. Lineage: Eukaryota; Metazoa; Mollusca; Gastropoda; Architaenioglossa; Ampullariidae.